AACACUUCCGGCAAGAUGGCUGCGUCCACGGAGAUAACACAUGGGAGCUCUGAGGAGAAAUUUAAUGCUGCUGAAAAUGAGGACAGCUAUGGUUCCAGUGAAGGAGAAGCAGAUGGAGGCAGUCUCAGUGGUGAAGGCUCUGUGGGAGGUGAAAGCGAAGAUGAGGUGGAAGAGUCUGGAAACCCCAAUGCUGGCUGGGCCGAGGCCAUGGCCAAAGUCUUGCACAAGACAACGCCGGAGAACAAACCAACAAUACUCACCAAGAAUAAAAAGUUAGAAAAAAUGAAAGAGAAGGAAAAACAGGAGAAGUUAGAACGGAAAAAAGAGCUUGAUAAGAAAAAGGCUUGGGAGAUGAUGUGCAGGGUGAAACCAGAUGUUGUUAGAGACAGAGAGACGGAGAGGAACCUUCAGAGAAUUGCCACAAGGGGAGUAGUCCAGCUGUUCAACGCUGUUCGGAAGCACCAGAAGAAUAUGGAUGAGAAAGUGAAGGAGGCUGGGGGUUCAGAGAGGAAGCGGGCAAAGCUGUUGUCUUCAGUUUCUAAGAAAGACUUCAUUAACGUUCUUCGAGGGACUGAAACAGGGACAUCACAAACAGUCUCAAAAUUAGAGAAGAGCAAAAAGAGUGGCAUAAAAACAGAAGACAAGCCAUCUUGGAGUAUAUUGCGUGACGAUUUCAUGAUGGGUGCAGCCAUGAAGGACUGGGAUAAAGAGAGUGAGGAAGAGAACUGAAGGCUUGAAAGGAUCAUCAUGACAGUGACUCGAACUGCUUUUACAUUUUUUGCCUACGAAAUUGUCAAGAAGCACGGUUUUCCUUCUUUUGUGUAUAUGCCACAUUCUUGGAAUAUUUUGAAGGUUUCAUUUCAUAUGGACUUCACAAUGAUUUAAGACUAAGACCUCUAACUUGGCACAUACAAACUCUUCUGGUUAGGUUUACCAGGUUCUGCCAAGUCAAAAUUCUAGAGAGAAACUCUCUUUCUCUCCAUUUGUUUUCUUUCUAGAGAACCUUUACGUGGAUUGUCCACAUGGGAAUUUGUUAAUGCUCAUGAGAUAGUGUAAGAUAGUGAUUUUCUUUCUCUAAAUGACAGCAAGAUUCCAGCUCACUGUUUACUGGUAUAUAAGUUACUUGACAAUAAUAUGCAACAGUUUUAUUUUGUGUUUAAUGUUUUUGUCUUACGGUACCUAUUUUAGAACCAUGUAACUUAGUCAUUUUGAUUUUGGCUGCUGUAGAUGUAAUUAACAUUUUUGCCCAGGAUUUUUUCACUAUUAUUUUUACAGCUCAAAGUUGUAAUACAUUUACCAUUAAACAGUGAUAAUGGCAUUUCCAGAUUUUUCUACUUCUUACUUGCUGAUCUACUUUUUAGUAGCUGUUACAGUGUCAUCCACUAGCAUAUCUGCCUGUUAUGUGACUCCUGUGUAACUUAACUUACCCCUGCAAUCUUGCUGUUUCGAGCUGAGUAAAACAGUUUUGCUGAACAUAACUCAAUUUCAAAUCACAGUCUGGAAAGUUUAAUGAAACAAUGCAGAUUAACAAUAUACAAGGUAUCUUUUUUUUUCUUACUCAGCUUCAAGGAAACUUUAGUUUUUCCAGAAUGAGCUAUCUGAGUUACAUUCUGAGUUGCAUGGCAUGAUGUGCAGUCUUAGUUACCUGCUGAUGAGGACUAUCAUUUAUAUGCAGGCUCUAAAAGAAACGGCUAUGAUUUAAAAAACAAAAAGAUUGUCCCUGCAGGCAUUGUACUUUUUCCAGCUUAACUGUAACUUGAAAUAGUAAUGCUUUUAAUUUUUUUUUAUAAGGCAAUGAAUUGGUAGUUAAACCAAUUAAUUCACCAAAUGUGAGUCUUAAUUAAGCUAUGCUGACCAGUUGAUUUUUUCAGGACUUUGUUUUAUGUAAUAAAAAAGAGUAAUAUCCCUUCAAAUAAAAUACCUGUAGUUACUAUACAGGGUGAAUUAAUUGUG
Lepisosteus oculatus (spotted gar) is the source of this 1953-nucleotide messenger RNA. It is a transcript of the gene rrp15, whose product is annotated as ribosomal RNA processing 15 homolog. Gene Ontology annotation, cellular component: preribosome, large subunit precursor. Gene Ontology annotation, biological process: maturation of 5.8S rRNA; maturation of LSU-rRNA. Lineage: Eukaryota; Metazoa; Chordata; Actinopteri; Semionotiformes; Lepisosteidae. The record is from RefSeq and is a predicted model, not a curated record.